AUGGUUAAUGUCAGACUUGUCAGUCUGCGAGCCAAGAUUUUUACUGCACCUCCAGGGAUCGAUUGGAAGUCAGUUCCCUGUUACCUGAAGUGCAAGACGAAAAAGAUCAAAUGGAUAGCUGCACAUAUCGGAUUGUGGGGUAAUGAAAAAGCAGAUGAGCUGGCCAAGAUUGGUAGAACCAGUGAAUCCACUUUGAACUGCCCAAUUCCACAAUCUUACAUCAAACGCCUGAUCGACGACAAAGUCACUAGACUAAAUCAGGAAACCUGGUUAACUGAUGGACCCAGACACACCAAACUGACACUCGGUCACAAAAACAUCAACAUCAUCAAAAAUCUUAACACUACACUCAGCAACAACAGACAAAAUUACAGAACUGCAGUGCACCUCAUCACAGGACAUUGUGGCUUAAACAAACACCUCCAUACCAUCCGCAAAUCAAGCACCAGCGCUUGUCCGAUGUGCGGCGACGGAGAGGAAACUAUCUCACUCUUUCUAGGACAGUGUCCGGCUAUUGCCCAAAUAAGAGGUCAAUAUUUCCAGGACUAUUACCUCUCCGUUAAUGACAUAUUCGACAACCAACACAUCUCCACUAUUGUCAACUUCACAAACCACACAAAACGCUUAAUUGUGCCAGAGGAGCUGGACCAGACUGGUGUAACAUAG
Bolinopsis microptera is the source of this 666-nucleotide messenger RNA. RefSeq lists its product as uncharacterized. NCBI's taxonomy places the organism in Eukaryota, Metazoa, Ctenophora, Tentaculata, Lobata, Bolinopsidae. The transcript is spliced from 2 exons. The record is from RefSeq and is a predicted model, not a curated record. The coding region runs from base 1 to 666 and encodes 221 amino acids.